AACAAACAAAGAAACACCCCAACCAUACCACAGUUCUUUCCCAUGCAUAACACGAAAUGGUCCAAUACCCACCAACGUUGUGCUGGGUGGUAAUCACGGAAUAAUCAUAGGCCAUGGGCCAUGGGCCAAAAAGGGAGAUCUAUACAUCAAAAUGUUGGGGCUUUUACAGAUCCAUUGAAGGCCAGGCUGCUGAAGUACAACCACACAACAAACACCAUAAUCAGAAGUCAUCAUGAGGUGUAUCCGAGUAGACGUGCCUGGCGAACCGCUCAAACUCCACAAUGAACCGAUUCCAGAGGCCCCUGAUACCGGUGCAGUAGUCAAGGUGUCCUACUGUGGAAUGUGCCAUUCUGAUGUCCAUUUUUGGGAAGGAGGUUACGCCCUCAGCAAUGGGCAGACAAUGCGAUUUGAGGGCAGGCCAGGCUUUAAGUACCCGUGUGCACCAGGGCAUGAAAUCUGUGGGACUGUGUUCUCAUUGGGUAAGAGCGCCACCAGCGACAGCGCCAAGCUAGGAGACCAAGUGGUUGUAUAUCCCUGGAUAUACUGCAACUCAUGCCGCGCAUGCCGAACCGGAUACAACAACUCUUGCGACUGCGAAGAUGUGCCACCUGUCUACCUUGGACUGACGCAAGAUGGCGGUUUUGCAGACUAUGUUGUUGUGCCGGACGUAAGGUAUCUGGUCACCUUUCCGAUGUCCAUCCCUCUACCAAUAGCUAGCCAACUUCCAUGCAGUGGCCUGACAGCAUUUAAUGCCGUCGACGAAGGGGUGGAAUUUGUUAAGUCAACCAUGGAAAUCAAAGGCAACUGUUGUGUUGUGGUUUUUGGAGCCGGUGGUCUUGGUCAGUGGGGAGUACGUUUUGCCAGAGCGCUCUACCCACCGGAAACUCAGAUCAUUUGUGCUGAUAUCAAGCAAGAUUCAUUGGAUGCAGUCACCAGUGACGUCAAGGACGUUGUUCCAAUUCUAACCCGGAACCAGACUACUGAGGAAACUGUCCAGCGAGUUAAAACCACCUCAGUCAGUGGCAAGGGAGUCGAUCUCGUCUUGGACUUUGUUGGACUUACUCCAACUUUUAGUGUCGCAAAGAGCUCAUUGCUUGUGCUUGGUCGGUACCACGUUGUAGGUCUGCUUGGCGGGCAGGCGAACUUCCCUUUGCCUGAUAUGGUCUUGAAUGGGAUAACUAUGCGUGGUCUCGCCAUUGGCAGCUUCGUGCAGUUCAGGAAACUUUUGAAGCUACUUGAAAAAGAGCCGUCUGUAUGCACCGGCCUCCCGUAUUCAGUGCAUCCCCUGGCAGAGGCCCAAGAAGUCAUGCAGCAGCUCGUCCAUGGCAAGGUGACCGGGCGAGCCGUUUUACGAUGUGGCGAAGACUAGCAAUCAUGAUCAGUACCCGCCCUGUUUCGUUGGCAUACGGUUAGCGCAGCGACGACUUUUAGUGGCUCUGACGUCAUCAUCACUCGCUGCGCAUUUUAUGACGUUUUACACUAAGUGUAAAAGUUUUCUAGACGCUAGUAAAGCGGCACUACACGUAAAUAAAAAACGACUUAUUAAACUCACUUAAAGUCUGCAAUGUCCUCCAAUUUUUUAGGGGAAAAAAGUAAUUUACUAACAGACAGAUACUGUAAGGUCCCUUAUAUUUCAUUAUUGAGGUUUGCUUUCUCUGGUGAUGUUUUAGUGUUGUUUGUCUGUUUUGCCAUUUGCCAAUAUUGCGCUGCGCCCUCUGCAGCUUUUUGAAAACGUUACCGUGCGCCAACGAAACCGCGCUGGAGUCGUUGUUAAGGACUUUCAUCACACGACAUCAGGUGGAACGAGAUGACAUUAAGGGUAUUGGUCACUAACAGCUUACAAGAGUAAUUUGAAUGAUUUGAGUUUAAGGCUAAUGUUGGUGCUAAAUAAAAGUGUUUCCCGAGUGGUGCGUUUGGGGGUGAUGUGCCACAUUUCGAUUUGAUUUGAUAGAGGACGGCAACGAGUCUUUCCUGUUUAAAUUUUAAGUAUAUUAAAGUUGUCAUGGACUUUCACAUAAAUUUCAAAGUUCACUUUGUUAUAAAAUCUCUACUUUAAUAUUUGUUUAUGUCUUAUUAUAAACUGUACACAAACAAACUAUAGAUACUCCUAACCAGAAAAGCAAACAGACACUGCGUGUUUGUGUAGCCUACCGUCAUUCCAUGGGCGGAAUACGUGUCAUCCAUUAUUUUGCCAUAUUUAAUAUUGGAGUCCAAUGUGGAUAACUGUGCAGUGGAUGCUUCGCAGCGUCAUUCCCAGAAUGAUCGUUCCCCUGCCAGUUUGUCAUAACAGGGCAAGGUUGCGUCACGGUGGACAAGGUUGGUGCUACAUGGAGUCGUCCACUUCUUUUUUUAGAAGAGUGUUGGUGUACAUGUUAUCGUUUCUUUUUCACUGUGCUGAAAAAAAACACACCAAAAUGACAAAGAUCUCUAAGUUGGGUUAUUUCUAUUGGAAAUAUUGAAUGCAUUUCGUUGGUGCUCUGUUGCAGAAUAUAAUCACUUGGUGAAGUCUAGCCUUUCUAUUUCAUUCGGCUUAGCCUCGUGGAACGGAAUGACUUCAAUGGAAUGAUUGUCCAGAUUUCAAGUCAGGAUUAUUUGUGCAACAAUGCACCCAUGCAUCAAAUAACUGUAUAUUAAAUAUCUACUAUAUGAAUAUGUAAACUGUAUAUCAUUACGUGCUCUGAUAGCGAAUUCCAACACUUUCACUGCAAUUAUUUCUACUUUAUUUGCAUUUCCACCAACUUUCCAUUAAGGAUUAAUUUUACCGAAUUUUGAAAAUCUUCUAAUAAAUCAGCCAAACGACCAU
Messenger RNA from Asterias rubens (European starfish), 2803 nucleotides. Its product is annotated as alcohol dehydrogenase-like. The record is from RefSeq and is a predicted model, not a curated record. Lineage: Eukaryota; Metazoa; Echinodermata; Asteroidea; Forcipulatida; Asteriidae. The transcript is spliced from 8 exons. The coding region runs from base 233 to 1369 and encodes 378 amino acids. Gene Ontology annotation, molecular function: oxidoreductase activity; zinc ion binding.